GCUGAGGCCUGGUGCUAGUGACCUAGAGCUGUGGCUGAAACGAUGUUGUCUCUCUAGCACUGGGGCAGUUAAGGACUGCAUAGUGCAGCGGCGGGAAAAAAAAAACCGGGAAGUUCUCUGGGCUGCAGCGAUGAGGAACGUUUUUUGGCCGGAAAGCCGAAGAAGCAGUAGGAAGUGACGUCGCGGCCAAAACAAGCCGAGGCUUGGGGGGGCCUCCCCUGAAUCUGUGGCCGCAGAUGAAAAGGCCCCAUUCGCACUCGCUGUCGGCUGUCGAAGGUGUUCGCCAGGCACUGUGCUCCCACCCGAUCGGCCUCCUGCGCCCGUCCCUGGGACCAGCCCGCAGCGGUUGAGCUCGAGUUUCCGCCCACCGUACCGGAGCCGCGCUGGGACGUUUCGGGCAGAGCUGGCGGGUGGCGACAGAGCGGACAUCCCUCCUUACAACAGUCUCCCUUCCAGCGGGUUCUUGUCCCGGGACGCCGGGACACCUGUCGCGUAUGUUUUAAUGUCCAAAUUUGAAGAAUACACUGGAUACCACUCAUAAAACCGAGGAAAUCAUGAAGAAAUGUUUUAAUUAUUGAGACUACAGUUGAAAUUAUGGCUUCAUCGGCAAAUCUGGAUAUUGGAGCCCAGCUGAUAGUGGAAGAGUGCCCCAGUGGUUACAGUCUCACUGGCAUGCCAGACAUUAAAAUAGAACAUCAGCUGGACUCAAAUGCAGAAGAAGGAUCAGCUCAGGGUGUUGCCAUGGGAAUGAAAUUCAUACUGCCAAACCGAUUUGAUAUGAAUGUGUGUUCUCGGUUUGUGAAGUCCUUAAAUGAAGAGGAUAGUAAAAACAUUCAAGAUCAAGUUAACUCUGACCUGGAGGUGGCAUCUGUCCUAUUUAAAGCUGAAUGCAAUAUCCAUACAUCUCCAUCUCCGGGAAUUCAAGUAAGGCAUGUCUACACUCCCUCUACAACAAAGCACUUCUCACCCAUCAAACAGUCAACUACUUUAACCAACAAACACAGAGGAAAUGAGGUCUCAACCACACCUCUCUUAGCAAAUUCUUUAUCUGUGCACCAACUGGCUGCUCAGGGAGAGAUGCUGUACCUGGCUACUCGUAUCGAACAAGAAAAUGUUAUCAAUCACACGGACGAAGAAGGAUUUACUCCUCUGAUGUGGGCUGCAGCACACGGGCAAAUAGCUGUGGUAGAGUUUCUACUUCAGAAUGGUGCGGAUCCCCAGCUUUUGGGAAAAGGUCGAGAAAGUGCACUGUCAUUGGCCUGUAGUAAGGGCUACACAGAUAUUGUCAAGAUGCUGCUGGAUUGUGGAGUGGAUGUAAAUGAAUACGAUUGGAAUGGAGGGACGCCUUUGCUUUAUGCUGUACAUGGAAAUCAUGUGAAAUGUGUAAAAAUGCUCUUAGAAAAUGGAGCUGACCCAACAAUUGAAACUGACUCUGGAUAUAAUUCUAUGGACUUAGCUGUAGCCUUGGGCUACAGAAGUGUUCAACAGGUUAUUGAGUCACAUUUACUGAAACUGCUUCAGAACAUCAAGGAGUAGACAGAGUCGUCAGAAAGUGUUGUCUGCCCUUCCAUUUACUUCUGGUUCUUAUAAAUGAUAGUUUUGUUUACUUAUAAAUUUUUACCUCAGUUGCAAUAUUUACUGAUUUUUAGUAAGUUUUAAUAAAUAUUCCUCUGAGUAAAUGUUCACUGGUUUAUAAUAAAAUUAAUGUUGAUGCUUUUUUAUAAAUGUUUUACUGCAUAUUUAAAAUUAUAAAUGAAUGUUUUGUGGCAUGUAAAUUUUUAUGGUACAGAUAGUUAUCUGUCUUUGUAUCAAGUGCUGUAAUUUAACAUUUUCAGAAAUUAUUCUACCCUGUUCAUCUUCAUUCUUUUAUUAACUUGUUGACUUUAUAUAUGGUUUGCUAUAAAUCCAUAGGAAAAAAAUUAUUAUUGAAUUUAAAAUGCACAGUGUGAUUGUUUACAAAAUGAUAUAAAUGAAUAAAGUGCUUUUUUUCUGUUA
Messenger RNA from Phacochoerus africanus (Common warthog), 1995 nucleotides. It is a transcript of the gene ANKRA2, whose product is annotated as ankyrin repeat family A member 2. Gene Ontology annotation, molecular function: protein binding. The transcript has 9 exons. The record is from RefSeq and is a predicted model, not a curated record. The coding region runs from base 595 to 1536 and encodes 313 amino acids. Lineage: Eukaryota; Metazoa; Chordata; Mammalia; Artiodactyla; Suidae. Gene Ontology annotation, cellular component: nucleus. Gene Ontology annotation, biological process: regulation of gene expression.